GGAGCUUCCUGCGCCAUACCAGUUUACCGCCACGGUCCGGAGCGGCGCGCGGGAGCACACCGACCGAACUACGGCGUUUAGCGUGCAGUAAAACCGACAGCGGGACGCGGGGUGUGUGAGAUACGGAGUUGGGGUGGUUGUAGGAUCAUAUAUUUGUUUCAGGUUAGAGGAGAGCGGGAGCGGAGCGGGGACGGAGACCUGCGGACACACCGUCAGCUGAACACGGGCUCGGGUUAAACACAGGCCGCGGUAACACGCAGAUCAUUGGCAUCAUGGCUGACGACUUUGACAUUGAAGCAAUGCUUGAGGCACCAUUUAAAAAGACAUGCCUAUAUCUCACCUCUACUCCCAUGAAUUCCAGUGUGAACUGUCAAAAAAAUGAAGGAUGAGACCAAGUCCGUAAAUUCCAAUGGCCAUGAAGAGCGGAGCAAGAAGAAAAAGAAGAGCAGAAGUCGUAGCAGGAGUAGGGACCGAAAAAGAAGCAAGAGCCGGGAGCGCAAAAAGACCAGGAGCCGGGAGAGGAGUCGGGAGCGCAAGAGGAGCCGUAGCCGGGAAAAGAAGCGCAGCCGGAGCCGGGACCGGCGCCGCAGCCGCUCCAAAAGCAGGGAACGUGGAGGUCGUUUCCGCCCGACCUUUUCUGGCCUGAAAUUUAACGGUGGUUCCAGGGGGAAGACUGGCCCACCACCUGCCGUCAAACUAAGCCGUCGGCGAUCUAGAAGCCGCAGCCCUUUCAAAAGAGAGAAAAGUCCCAUUCGGCAACCCAUAGAUAACCUCACACCAGAGGAGAGAGAUGCACGCACAGUUUUUUGCAUGCAGCUUGCUGCCAGAAUUAGACCUCGGGACCUGGAAGAGUUCUUCUCUGCUGUGGGAAAAGUGAGAGAUGUGAGGAUGAUCUCAGACAGAAACUCCAGAAGAUCCAAAGGAAUUGCCUACAUUGAAUUUGUAGACUCCACAUCUGUGCCUCUGGCGAUUGGCCUCUCUGGACAAAGGCUGCUAGGAGUACCCAUCAUUGUUCAGGCUUCACAGGCUGAAAAGAACAGAGCGGCUGCGAUGGCCAACAAUCUGCAAAAAGGCAGUGCUGGACCUAUGAGGCUUUAUGUUGGAUCCCUUCACUUUAACAUUACAGAAGACAUGCUCAGAGGAAUAUUUGAACCUUUUGGACGGAUUGACAGCAUUCAGCUUAUGAUGGACACUGAAACAGGGAGAUCCAAAGGAUAUGGCUUUAUUACAUUUGCUGAUGCUGAAUGCGCUAAGAAAGCUUUGGAGCAGCUCAAUGGCUUUGAGCUGGCUGGUCGGCCAAUGAAAGUUGGUCAUGUGACAGAGCGCACCGAUGCCUCUACAGCAAGUUCAUUCUUGGAUAAUGAUGAGCUGGAGAGGACUGGCAUUGACCUUGGUACUACUGGAAGGCUGCAGCUCAUGGCCAGACUGGCAGAGGGUACUGGUCUGCAGAUCCCUCCAGCUGCACAGCAGGCUCUUCAGAUGAGCGGCUCCAUGGUUGCAAUGGCUGCAGCUACAGCGGCCAUGAAUCCUGGAUUAAGUUUUAAUCUCAACAUGCCCCCAAAUCAAGCUUUAAAUCUACCAUCUCAGCCAAUCGCCACGCACUGCUUUCAGCUCUCAAACAUGUUUGACCCACACUCAGAGAACGAUCCUGGAUGGGAUAUCGAAAUCCAGGAUGAUGUAAUUGAAGAAUGUAACAAACAUGGCGGUGUCAUUCAUAUAUAUGUAGACAAGAAAUCUGCAGAGGGGAAUGUAUAUGUGAAGUGUCCGACAAUCCCUGCUGCAAUGGCAGCGGUUAGUGCAUUACAUGGCCGUUGGUUUGGAGGUAAAAUGAUCAAAGCUGCAUACGUCCCUCUGCCAACAUACCACAAUCUCUUCCCUGAGUCGGUGCAAGCAACACAACUCCUCAUGCCAAUUCGCCGGUGAUCCUUUCCCUCAUCCCUGGAGCUAUUUUUAUUUUCAGCCUUUCUCUUUUUAACUCUUUGGGUAAAAUAUUCAUAUUCCAGUCCUGCAAGCUAUGACAGUUUCUUUUCGAACUGGAGUUCAAGAGGUUUAAGUUUCAUCUUAAUGUGCCCAUAUGUUUUUUGGGCAUCAGAGAAAGGAGUUGUGGUUGGUUUGUUUGUACAGUUUUUUUUUUUGUUUGUUUUUGGGGGGUUGGUCGGGGUUCAGAGGGGGCUUUUGAACUUUGUUGAUACAGGUUUCAAAUUUUGUUUUCCUCAACAUAUAUUGUCUUUGUGAUUGAUCAAUCAUUGUGGUGAUUGAUUGGCAUGAGUUCCACUUAAGGAAAUGUACAGUUAGCCUCUCAAAACUAAAAUGUUGAGUCUUUUUGAAUGAAUUGAAAAUCCUGCAGAUUGGCUAAAUAUCUACAAAAUCUGUGUUUUGGGCUCUGUGAGCUGUGGGAACUAAGUAGGUGAUGAGAGCCUGUAUGUUCGUAGAGACUGGUUUCAAAGCAUCUUGUUUUUCUAAUGCAGAUUUGAUUUUGUAAAGUCCUUGAAAAGUUCAUUUCAAAUAAAGCCAUGAUGCUGAAAAAAG
Messenger RNA from Astyanax mexicanus (Mexican tetra), 2529 nucleotides. RefSeq names its product RNA binding motif protein 39a (gene rbm39a). Gene Ontology annotation, biological process: mRNA processing. The coding region runs from base 379 to 1923 and encodes 514 amino acids. The record is from RefSeq and is a predicted model, not a curated record. Gene Ontology annotation, molecular function: RNA binding. NCBI's taxonomy places the organism in Eukaryota, Metazoa, Chordata, Actinopteri, Characiformes, Acestrorhamphidae. The transcript is spliced from 17 exons. Gene Ontology annotation, cellular component: nucleus.